CAACAGACCCACAAGUAUUAUUUCUUGUUGGCAGUCGACAUGAGAAAACGGAUUAUGCACGACACUUAUCAAAAAAAUUUCCAGUUAUCCAUGUUGAACAUUCACCUGAAAAAGCAUCGUUGGCUUGUGAAAUAAAACCAUUUGCGUUACAUGAUAAAACUGGUUUUGAUAUUGGUAUAAAAUUUCAUUAUAUUGAAUUAUUAUCGUUAGAAAUUGAUCAGGUAUCAGCAAAAAUGAUGAUUGUGCAAUCAUUAUUAGCUGAAUGGUGUACAUUAAUGUGUGAUCUGACACACGCUAUACGUCGCUCAUAUUUAUUUCAAGAAUUUAUACCAAUGAAAUUAAUGUUCAAGCAAGAAUCUGAUCAAAUAAUAGAGAUUUUAGAUAAAAUUAUUGAAUAUUUGUUAACAAAUGAUAUAGCUCCUCUUAUUCGAUUGUAUGGUAGUUAUACAAAUACAUAUCAUUAUACAUUAAGUAUUCUAAAAUCAAAUCCAUUUUUAAGACAAUUUCUAUUGUGCGACACGUUUGAAAAGGUUAGUAGAAAAUAUGCUUACCGAUAUUUUAGACUACUUCUACUAAAUUCACACAUAAGCAGGGCUUUCGAAUAAUAAAGCUUUUGAUUACUCCAUAAUGUUUUUAACUGCAUGAAACAUUAAGUCACACACACUUAUAUAGUCCAACUUAUUUGUUCUCCU
This is a messenger RNA of Didymodactylos carnosus, 692 nucleotides long. Lineage: Eukaryota; Metazoa; Rotifera; Eurotatoria; Philodinida; Philodinidae. The record is from the annotation of a GenBank genome assembly.